Molecule: messenger RNA, 579 nt
Organism: Diceros bicornis minor
Lineage: Eukaryota; Metazoa; Chordata; Mammalia; Perissodactyla; Rhinocerotidae
Product: tetra-peptide repeat homeobox-like protein
Exons: 3
Coding region: 1-579 (192 amino acids)
Molecular function (GO): DNA binding
Source: RefSeq, a predicted model, not a curated record
AUGCCACCAAAAGAAGGCAGGAGACAGCGGACACGCAUCACUCCAUCGCAAACCAGGAUCCUCGUUCAAAACUUCGAGAAGAACCGAUUUCCCGGCAUUGCUGCCAGGGAAGAACUGGCCAGACUAACAGGCAUCCCAGAGUCGAGAAUUCAGGUAUGGUUUCAGAACCGAAGAGCUCGGCACCCAGAGCAGACCAGGAGUGGACCCGUGAAAGCCUUGAUGCAAGGCCCCAAUGCCAGGCCUCCUCUGGCUGCUCUGCAGGACCAAAGAAUAUGCCAGGAGCACAAUGAGCACACUGGCAUGGCAGCGCUGCCCUUCCAAGACUCCCCUCAGCCUGACCCUGACAAUCCUAAGCAACAGUUGCAGGAUCUGGCUCAGCCAGGCACAUCCCACGCUAUGCAGCAGUGGGGCGAGGGCCUCAGGUUGUCACGGCCAGAGAGGAGCCUCAGGAAAGGGCAGUUCUGCAGCCUGCGCACACUGACACACACGUGUGGCAGCAGCAGGUGUUAUCGGCCAAAGAGCCCGCUCCUGCGCCAGGCCAACAGCACCAGCGCUCUGCAGAAACCUCCAGCCUCUUAG